Messenger RNA from Tribolium castaneum (red flour beetle), 2350 nucleotides. RefSeq names its product proton-coupled amino acid transporter-like protein CG1139. Gene Ontology annotation, biological process: amino acid transmembrane transport. NCBI's taxonomy places the organism in Eukaryota, Metazoa, Arthropoda, Insecta, Coleoptera, Tenebrionidae. The transcript is spliced from 8 exons. The record is from RefSeq and is a predicted model, not a curated record. The coding region runs from base 706 to 2112 and encodes 468 amino acids. Gene Ontology annotation, molecular function: L-amino acid transmembrane transporter activity.
GUAAAAUGUGUAAGAAAACUUCACACUUGGAGUAAUCGAAAAAUGAUAAGAAAAUUGCUACACAUGUCGUGAAUGUUCGAGUAGGAAUUUUUUAAUUAAAUUCCGUGCAAAAAGCUUAUUGAAAGAGGAAAUUAAGCUCAUAUUGAAAUCUGCUGAAAGCAUAGAUUAUUAUCGAUAAUUAGCUAUCAUUUAAUUGCCUUGGCAUAACUUUAGCAACAGGAUUCAGUAUAAAUUAUGAUACUGACAUCAACGCAUUGUAUUUACAUUAAUUACGUGAUGUCACAUCUGGAUAUUGUCGUCACAUGUGAGUCCUUUCGACGUCAAAAAAGAAAGAGUCGCGAAAAUCUCUGGAUGCUGAUUAGUGGCUAAUUCUUCGCACAGCAAGUUUCCUGUUUAUAUAAAAUAAGGCAAGGACAUUGGUCCGUUGGGUAUAGACAGCGUGUAGACUCCACUAAUAUAUAUACCAUCACAGGUGCUAUAAUUUACUUAGUAUAGUCGCGUACUGCUGUUGGAUAUAUACAUCAUGUGUAGUACGCACAACCGUGUUAGUGGGUAAAUUAAUAAUUACAACAGCUCUGAUUGGUUUAUUGUAUCUUACUCAGAAUUUUCAGUCACCGAAACUAGAAACUGAUAGAUGUCGACGCGGUUUUCCCCAAAUUUUCGCAGCUUUCACUUGAUCGCUAAAUCGGAUUUUUAGCAGAAACCAUGACAGACAGCAACAAAAAAGAAAAGUUUCCGUCGACAUUCACUGUCGACAAUUUCAGCUCGACAACUAAACUUGCCGAUCAUGAGUACAAAAUCCCGGUCGGGAGUGUCGACACACUUGCUGAGAAGGAAUACAGUCCUUACGAACACAGAAAUGUGGAACAUCCCAACACGUUUUCCGGGGCGUUGAUGCACCUCUUGAAGAGUUCGCUCGGAACGGGGAUUUUGGCCAUACCUAGUGCAGUGGCCGCUGCCGGGAUUGUUAUUGGUGUUAUAGGGACGGUCCUGACUGGAAUUCUGUGCACCCACACCAUCCACCUGCUGAUAUUCGCAUCGCAAGAAAUAUGCAAGAAGGCCAAAGUCCCGAUGCUGGGCUUCGCCGAAACGGCCCAUGCCGUCUUCAAAUACGGCCCGAAGCCGGUCCAGCCCUUGGCAAACUUCGCCAGGAUUUUUGUUGACGUCGCCCUUCUUUUGACUUACUAUGCAGGCAAUGCCGUUUACAUUGUUUUUAUUUGUGGGAGCGUCCAAGAUCUUGUGAAUUAUCACUACGCGUCCGUCUCCCAUUGGCCGAUUCAGUAUUACAUGCUUAUGCUUUUGGUGCCUUUGACUUUGUGUUGCCAAGUGCGGCAGUUGAAACACUUGGUUCCAUUCUCAAUAAUCGCAAAUGUGACAAUGGUUACUGCUUUCCUCAUCACUUUGUAUUACAUGUUCUCCGGAAUCAGUUCUAUCAAAAUUGAGGAACGAAAACUGUUCAAAGACGUUUCCCUAAUCCCGCUUUUCUUCAGCACUGUGUUGUUUGCAAUGGAGGGAAUUGGCACAAUGCUGCCGAUUGAAAACUCAAUGAUCAAACCGCAAUUUAUCGGAUGUCCGGGAGUCCUAAACGUUGCCAUGAGCUUUGUUGUGACUCUUUACACAAUUAUUGGUUUGUUCGGUUACAUUAGAUUCGGUGAUUCGGUCAAAGCGAACGUCAUUGAGGAAUUACCAAACAGCGACAUAGCGGCCCAAGUGGCCAAACUUUGCAUAGCCAUCGCAGUUUUCUUCACCUUUAUGUUGCAAUUCUACGUCCCGUGUGACAUAACUUGGAGAAAACUCGCCCGGAAAAUUCCGGAAAAGUACCACAACGUUUCCCAAAUAGUGAUGAGGACUAUUUUGGUGUGUUUUGUAACCGGAAUUGCUGCAGCUGUGCCCAAACUGGACGCUAUCAUAGGACUGGUGGGAUCAGUGUUUUUCUCCACCCUUGGACUUUUCAUCCCUGUCGUCAUUGACAUUAUUUUGAAUUUGGGCGAAAACGGCGAUUUUGGGUUCAUGAAGUGGCGAUUAUGGAAGAACAUUUUUGUUAUUGUUAUUUCGUGGUUUGCUCUAUUUUCAGGAAGUUAUUACGCGAUCAAGGGACUACUGAACGAUUGAAGUGAACAAAAAUUGUGAUUCGAGUAAGCUUUAAAGUAGGGUAGGCAAAAUUGACCGAAUUAUUUAUUUGUGAUUUUUAAUAAAAAAUGUGCACAAAAAGUGAAGGAGUUCCUUUCAAACAUUUGUUAGUAAACACGCAGGUACUUAACUAAAUAAUUGUUUUUCUAGUUUAAAUGUGAUUUAGAUUAAUCUCAACUUUGUUGUUCGUCGAAAUGUUUGCAAUAAAUUGGAAUUUUUA